ACACGUCUGCCGUUUCAUCUAUGUGAAUCGAGAGUUAUUCUGGAAAUUUCGUUGAUUUUUGCGUGAGAUUGACGGACUGUAGAAUCAAUGUGGUGUUUGCCGAAGAUACGUGUGGCUCGAAACUCACCUAAACGUUGACACGUCUUGGGAGUGAUGCACUGGCUUCCCCUGGUUGCCAUGGUGAUCGCCUCGGCCCUGCCUUUCCCUCAGAAUCCUGUCCCCAGGCUUGUAGCCGCGACGAUAGAGCCUGGCAGAAACGACAGCAACACCAGCAGCGUCCCGACAGCUGAGAUCAGCAUGCCAACCAACUCAUCAAUGGACAGCCACUCCCAUGAGGCUGCUUCUCACAACAACUACCACACAGUCGACAAGCAGAGCACGUUUACACAUGAGGAGGACCACAUAUCCAAGGGCAGAGCAAACCAAGAGAAUCUUUUAACAGAAAACAUUGUUUUCAAUAACACAAAACAGGACUACACAGGUGAAGGCAGGACUACCGGAGCAGAUGCCUCCCGGUCGCACGAUCAUAGGGAAUACAAAACAGAAAAAAGUCUGGCCGAAAAAGCCAGUUCCCCAAGCAACAACAUUCUCAAGGACUAUCAGCUUAAACAUGAAGAAAACAGUAUUGAGGCAGAAACUUUUGUUAAAGAUGACAGGAACGCAAGAAGUAAACUGAAAGACGGGCCUGUUGAAGGUCCUAUGGUCACUCUGGAGAGCUCUCCAGUGCAGGAACAUCUGGAUGAAGCUCAAACGGACGGGAACACCAUUGAAAAAGAGUUGGCACAGCCAAAUGGAGUGUUUGGAACGGAACCGGGCUUUAGGAUCGACAACCUAGGCCUGCGAGAAGAAGAUCAGCUGCUUUUGCUGGACGCUCAUCCCCGGGUACUCUUCUCCCCGGCUCUUUCCCCACCCAAACACCCACCUCUGCUCCUAAUGCUGGAGUUGGGUUUGCUGGCUGAAGAUGUUGAGGACGAGGAAAGCCACACAAUGGAUGUUACCACACCCAGUAAUGGAGGCGACAAAGAGGCAUACAGGAACUUACUAUUGGGUCUGUCUGAUUCUGACAACCACGUUCCAAGCGUCCGCCGCAAACGUCAGGUCGGCCUCAACACGCAAGGUCGCGAGCGCUCCGUAUGUGAGGCCGAAAGCGGGUGGGUGACCGACAAGAAGACAGCGGUGGACCUCCGGAGUAAAACCGUCACUAUUCUGCAAGAGAUCCAGACACAGACUGGGCCGCUGAAGCAGUACUUCUUCGAAACGAAGUGCCGUAAGCCACUUCAGCAAGGGAACAGUGAAGGGCAGGGGGUGGAGGGGGCGGGCUGCUUUGGGGUGGAUAAGAAACACUGGAUGAGCAGGUGCGAAACCAAACAGUCAUACGUACGUGCGCUCACCUCAGACGACAACAUGAGGAUAGGCUGGAGGUGGAUCCGUAUUGACUCCUCCUGCGUUUGCGUUCUGCUCACUAGAGGAACGUACAACACUGAGAGGAAGUUCGAGAGGGCAAGAGAGCGAGAAGGCAGAAGGUACAGAUAGUUGAACGAAGGACUGACAGAGUUGAAAGAUCUUGUUAAUAAAAGGGACUGUAUCUGUUCUGGUUCACAUGUUGCUCAAAACCCAUAUGAUUUAUUUUUGUUCUUGGAACACAAAAGGAAACAGUGGCCCCAGCAUUUUUUUGUACACUUUCAGACUUUUUUACAGAGUG
This is a messenger RNA of Rhinichthys klamathensis goyatoka, 1702 nucleotides long. RefSeq lists its product as uncharacterized. Gene Ontology annotation, biological process: neuron projection morphogenesis; nerve development; nerve growth factor signaling pathway. Bases 154 to 1533 code for a protein of 459 amino acids. The record is from RefSeq and is a predicted model, not a curated record. The transcript is spliced from 2 exons. Gene Ontology annotation, molecular function: nerve growth factor receptor binding; growth factor activity. NCBI's taxonomy places the organism in Eukaryota, Metazoa, Chordata, Actinopteri, Cypriniformes, Leuciscidae.